AUAAUAAUAAUAAUAAUAAUAAUAAUAAUUGGUAGUACAAGAAUAUAUAUUUUUUAAAAAAUGCCCUUAAAAAAUAUUCCACCGGCGACGGUUACAAUUGGUCCCGAAUCGUGGCGUGAUGUCACCCUAAACACCAUAAGACUGUCCGACCGGUUAGUGAAGACUUUAGCCCCGUGUAGGUCCCGGUCCAGGAAUGGCAGCUCUAGCAGCAGCCCGGUCAUUCAACUCGGAGAAGAACCACGAAACAUCGAGGCUCGGAAUCAGCAACUCGGACCUCGAAAUAGCGAUCUCAGUCAACCCCAUGGAAAGUGGACCAACAGAUCUGAAGCUGAAAGCGGGGUGGAAAAAGCAGGAGCUUGCAAAUACAGGUCUGCAUCUGCACCGCAGCAUAAUUUACAUGUGAAAGCAGGAGACACCCCCCCUUCGUUCCUGCGGGUUCACCUAGCAGAACGCAGCUCCCACCUCGCCCGAUCUUACACGAGGGCCAUCCGCGCGCUGGUCACUGAGCUGAGGCUGCAGGCUGUCCACACCAACGACGAAGCCAAGAGGCUGCUGCGCGGUCGAGAGGCCCUGGAGAAGAGCCUGGCGGGCCUGCGCAAAGACCUGAUGCUCAACAAGAGCAGUGUGGACACCAGGAGGCUCAGACCGGCGCCCAGGGAGAGGGUGCGCGAUGGUGCCGACUGUCUUCUGGAAGCAGAGAGAAAGCUGUUGAUUGAUCUGAAAUCAGAACUGGAAAUACGACUCAAAAUGACAAGACACCAGCUUGAGGUGCUGUGCUCCUGUCGGAAGGUUCUGCUGGAGUGUGCUGCAGAGAGGUCCAGGGUUCUUGACCUGUUCCCCAAUUCUUUUGCGGACUGGACUCGGAGCCACAGCUGCAGCCCUACCUCUCCAACCCCCUCCCCUUCCCCUUCACCUUCUCAGAGGAGAGAGCUCCCGAGGGCCAGCCCUGUAACACCCUGCACUCCAGAAUGCCAGGAGGCGCUGCAGGCCGCUCGGAUAGCUUGCCUCCAGUCUAGAGCUCUGUGCCGAGAGGUGAAGGAAGCGGUUGAUCAGGCCGUGUCUCUUGGAUUCACCGCACACAAAGCCACCAACGACGGCCUCACACAGAAGAUAGCUGAGACUGUUAACCUCACACAACACCUACAGGUGAGUUCAGGGGAGGCCCGGGUUGCGAUCCAGAGAGCCCAGCGCUGGUACGAUGAGAACAAGCACUCGGAGGGGCGGGUCCUGGGUCCGGUCUCCAGCGCUGACUUGCUGACUAGAGAGCGCCUUGACCGGCCGCAGGUCCAGGUCUAUCAGAGACACCCCGGGACUCAGCUGCCUGAGGCCACUGUCAUCGUACAGGGUUGCGCUGCCCUCCGACAGUCUCUGCUGAACAGCAGCCAGGACCUGGGCCUGCUGCACCUCACUCGCCUACAGCUGGAGGAGAACAUGCAGGGGAAGAGGGCAGCGGCCAGGCUGGACUCCAGUAUCACCAGGCUUCGCCGGAGGAAUGCUGACCACCGCUGGACCGUGCCCCACCUCAAAUAAAAACCUGCUUCGUUUAACAGUGUGUCCUGCGUGUGGCGUGUUUAAAAUAAGGUCUGUGCUAAUCAGAGGGGUUUUGAUUGAUUUUGAAUUUGGAGGAAUCGCCUCCCCGUUGAGAGUGUAGGACCCUAAGUAUUGAAGUUGAUAGAGUGUGUUACUUUGGCUUUGCCUGUGCAGUGUGGUGUACUUUGUCAGAGAGAAUGCAGCUGGACCUUGAUGACUGUCCACUGUGUUUACAUUCCCGAACACCUCCCUUUAAAACCUGUUUGCCCUGAGGUAAGGCUACACCUAACAGUAGAGGAUGUAAUUCAUCUUCAAUCUCUCUUCUAGCUCAAUAUAUAAAAAAAGACAUAGUCAUGCAUAGUCAAUUGCAGUGUUAAUUUCUGCACUUCACACAAUGAAUGAUUUAAUGCGGUUUUUUUUUUUCAAUUCUGUUUUUUGUGGGGUACACUUUUGAUGACCAACCUCCUAAAAUUAAUUAUUCAUGAGCUGCUCUUUCUUAGCCAGUCAAGGGGAGUGGGAGGAGCUGAAUCCUUAGCCCCGCCUUUCUCUGACAUCUUGAAGCGUGCAGUGUUUCUAACCAGUAUUAUGGAGAGUGCUGUGUAUUUGAAUAUAUAUGAAUCAGCGAAUUGGUAUUGUAAUUACAAUCAUAUUAUUAUACUAAACUGUUUUUAAAUUGCAUCAUAUUAUGGGAUUUGUUUUGCCAUAUAAUAAAGC
Polyodon spathula (Mississippi paddlefish) is the source of this 2244-nucleotide messenger RNA. It is a transcript of the gene tektl1, whose product is annotated as coiled-coil domain containing 105. The coding region runs from base 61 to 1530 and encodes 489 amino acids. The transcript has 8 exons. NCBI's taxonomy places the organism in Eukaryota, Metazoa, Chordata, Actinopteri, Acipenseriformes, Polyodontidae. The record is from RefSeq and is a predicted model, not a curated record.